Talaromyces rugulosus is the source of this 1983-nucleotide messenger RNA. RefSeq lists its product as uncharacterized. The record is from RefSeq and is a predicted model, not a curated record. The coding region runs from base 1 to 1983 and encodes 660 amino acids. Lineage: Eukaryota; Fungi; Ascomycota; Eurotiomycetes; Eurotiales; Trichocomaceae. Gene Ontology annotation, molecular function: transmembrane transporter activity. Gene Ontology annotation, biological process: transmembrane transport. Gene Ontology annotation, cellular component: membrane. The transcript is spliced from 2 exons.
AUGACCACUCUCGGUCCCAACCCUCCCCAUGGCCCCGACAUGGGAGGCCACCCCGAGUCCGAGGACAUGCACCCUCACGAGAAGGACGCCUUCGACAAGCUGCUCCGUCCCGACGACAGCUACACUCCGGAGGGCGUCUACUGGGCCGAUCUGCCCAUCGGAAAGCGAGUUGGCUUUGUCUCCAAGAUCGACCGUGAGGAGGCUGCUCGCGAGCUGCGCACCAUCGGCCGCAUGAUCAAGGAGGAUCCUCUGUCGCCCGUCAGCUUCUACUUCAAGAACAUGGUUCUACCCGGUGCCGGUUUGCUUUUGGAGGGUUAUGUCCUGUUCUCCAUCGGUAAUGUCACCCCGCUGCUCCAGGCCGCCUUCCCCGACUGCUGGAAGCACCACACCACUUGCAACAUCAACUGGAUCAACUCGAUCAACUAUCUCGAAGUUGCUGGUAUCAUCGUUGGUCAGAUUCUCGUCGGUUACUUGGGUGACAUGAUCGGUCGUCGCUGGGGUUUGAUCCAGGAUGCCGCCAUCAUGUUUGUCGGUCUGCUGAUGCUGACUGCUGCUUGGGGUCUCACCGAGAACGGCUGGAUUAUCUGCUACGCCUGGUCUCUCUUCUUCUACAGUAUCGGUGUCGGUGGUGAAUACCCCAUGACUGCCACAUCCGGUAUGGAGAACGCUGUUGGGUCUGGUCGUGUUUCGACCCGCGACGAUCGCCUUCACCGUGGCCGCAAGGUCACCAGCGCUUUCCUCAUGCAGGGUUGGGGUCAGUUCCUCAACCAGGUCAUCCUCAUCCUGCUCCUCCUUAUCUUCCACUCCGGUUCCAGCCAGCCCCCAUACUCGCCUCUCUCCGCCCAGUGGACCUACCGUGUCUCGUUCGCUAUUCCUGCUGUCGGUACUCUCUGGCUCACCUACUACCGUGCCUACCACAUGAAGGGCGCCUCCAACCAGCUCCAGGCCAUCAAGAAGAAGGCCUCGGUUACUGGCUACGAUGUCGAGUCUCUGCGCAUGACCUUCAAGCACUUUGGUUUCCGUCUCUUUGCUACUUCGGCUGGCUGGUUCGCCAAUGAUGUGUUCUUCUACGGAAACAAGCUGUUCCAAUCUCAGUUCAUUGCCGUCAUCCUGCCCAACGAGAAGUCGGUUAUGCCCAACUGGCUUUACAGUUUGCUCAACAUUGGUGUCUCCCUGUUCGGAUACUAUGCUGCCUCGUUCUUAAUUGAUAACAAGCUGUACGGCCGUAAGUGGAUGCAGCAGGUGGGUUUCCUCAUGUGCUUCAUCUUCUUCAUCAUUCCGGGCUUCAAGUACAAGUACUACACCUCGUCCGAAAACAUCCACUCUUUCCAGGCCAUGUAUUUCCUGUCUUCUUUCUUCAACCAGUUCGGCCCCAACUGUGUCACCUUCGUUGUCGCCGCCGAAUGCUACCCGGCUUCUAUCCGUGCCAGUGCUCACGGUAUGUCUGCUGCCUGGGGCAAACUGGGUGCUUUGGUCACCGCUAUCAUGGGCUCGUACACCACCGUCCAGCAGCGUUUCUACAUUGUCCCAUGGUUCGGUCUUGCCGGCAUGGUGGUCACAUUCUUUUUCCUUCCUGACACCACCGGUCUCGACCUGAAGGAGCAGGAGCGCCGUUGGUGGUACAUCCGCCAGGGCCGUGAGAACGAUUACCAUGGUGUCGCCAUCCACCCUCAGCACUUGUCUUUGUGGGAACGCUUCCGCGGUGUUAGCAAGAACUACGACGCCGACCUCGACUACAAGCAAAAGCUGGAGGACUACCGUGUCGAGUGGGAGGCCGGCAUCUCCCGCAAGCUCUCUAACGAGGACGGCGAGCUUGAUGUCGACACUGAGGAGCACCUCUUUGAAGGCCACGUCCACACCUACUUUGAGCGUACCAGCCCAAUGUUCCGUGGCAACGAAAAGACCGUCCAAAAGUUCUCUGCUCUGCCUCCUGCCGCCAACUCGAUUGAAAGUGAUACUACCGAGGCUGUGACUGAGAAGUAG